CUGCAUGACUCCACUUGGUCUAUCCCAACAUUUACAUCUAGAGCCUUUACAGAAAAAGACGCUUACCAGGUCUUCCUGUUAUAGUCAUCUCUCAUCACCAUGGCCCGCUCCAAACGAAAAACCAAGGAAGAAGACCUCGCUCGCGUGCGGAAUAACCAGCGCCGCUCGCGAGAGCGCAAGAAGGCACAUGUCGCGGAAUUGGAGGACAAGGUGCAGCGACUGGAAGCUGCAGUGGCAGUUGCUGACGCAUCAGUGGCGACCGAGGCGCCCAGUCUCGAGAUGGAGAAUCGCUUUCUGAAGGGGUUGUUGGAGUCUGUUGGGUUUGAGCGCGGGGUACUUGAGGGGUAUUUGCAGGGUUUGCUACGGCAGUAUUCGCCUUCUAGAGAUUCGGGGGGCCCCGCUAUUUAUGGCACAGGAUAUGUGGAUCAGGUUGGAGGUGUAGCGACAAUGGAGCCCGAUUCCAGCGCUCUAAAUCCCGAACUGUUCGGCGCGCUUGACCUCGACUCGACUCGGACCCCCCAAUCAGUGGAUCUGCCGCUCAACAUGGUUCACAACCAGGUUAUACAACCCAACACUGGGCUUACAAUGACCGAGGACCUGGUGGGGGUCAUCUCACGUCUGGACGGAGAAAUACCGGAUCCGAACAACUCCGUAAACAGCGAGACGACACUCUGUAGCGUCGCGUUUCAUCUGAUUAUCCAAUGCAACCGCACAGGGAAAGACGUGCUACAGAUCGAAACUAGGCUGCGAACUGGAUAUAAGAUGCCGACUUGUCCGGGAGAGGGAUGUCGUGUUGAUAAUAUGAUUCUUUUGGGCGUCCUUGCUGAGCUUGUUUGAUGCUAGUGAUGCGAUAUGAUAGUAGGGUGUAUAUUUAGUAGUAUAUGUGUGGAUAAUGUUUCUGCUGACACUAGUUAACGACCAAUGCUAAGCUUGUGACCUAAA
Aspergillus calidoustus is the source of this 942-nucleotide messenger RNA. The record is from the annotation of a GenBank genome assembly. NCBI's taxonomy places the organism in Eukaryota, Fungi, Ascomycota, Eurotiomycetes, Eurotiales, Aspergillaceae.